GAAGUGAGGUCAGGAUCUCCAAGUACAAAGACGUAGAUGAUAGAAGAAGUAACUACUGGUCUCAGACAGCGUGAACCUGAGUGGAUUAAAAUGUUUGUAAUUCUGGUUCUGGUUCUGGUUCUGCAGCUUACAGAAAUCAGAGGAACGUUUUCACCCAGAUUUGUUGUCCGAGAUGGAGAUGAUGUCACUCUGCCUUGUGAUAACAUGAGAGAUGAACAGGAUACAUGUGAAAAAACUAACUGGCUGUUCAGUAAUUCACCAGAUGCAUCAGUUACCGUCUCUACAGACAGACAAGUGUCUGGAAAAACGGAAAGAUUGGAGGUGGCGGCUGAUUGCUCUCUGGUCAUAAAGAAUGUCUCACAUGAGGAUGUUGGUUUCUACACCUGCAGAACUUCACGUAUCAAUAAUAAUCAAGAUGCUCAUGCUCAUCUGUUUCUCAUAACAAUGACGAAGAAGAAAGAGGGCGACCAGGUGACGUUUUCCUGCUUCGUCGCAGCAAAGGAAACGUGCAAACACACGGUGGAGUGGAUGUAUGAGGGGGGAGCUGUGAACGAUACCAUGAUCAUGAAGACAUCCGGAUGUUCAGUUACUGCGGUUAUUCCUGAAAGUUUCCUCAAGAACAAACCAAAAUAUCGAGAGAUGUUUUCCUGCAAAGUGAAGGCUGACUCCACAGAAAGAGACCAGCUGUUUCCCCUCAGCCCUCAGACAGCCGGAAAUGAUGUAAGCAUGACAAGUGCAGAAGGAAGAAAAGCUAAUGAAACACAGCCUGCAUUGAAAAACGCUUCAACAACUCCAUUAAAUUUGUGGUUAUACGUUGUCGUGUCUCUUGGUUCAGUAGCAUUGAUAGUAACUGUUCUAGUGAUCACUCUGUGGAAACGAAGGGAAGAGGAAAGAUUGAUAAUUCUUCAGGAUGUGGAGCAACGCCUGAACUCUGCUGUGGUUCUGUCUAUUCCUGGAAACGGUCCAAACACGGCUGACCCUGAAGAUGAAGUUCUCUACGCCACCAUUUGCCACACAGAAAAGGCAAAAAGUAAAACUUGGGAUGAUGAGAAGCCAGGCGACUCUGUGACCUACAGCUGUGUGAAGGUCGAUUCUCCUGCAGGUUCCUGUGAUCCUGACAGCCUCAACGCAAACCAUCAGCAAAUCACAUGAGCAAGAAAUGAAAUAUUUUGCUUCUGAAAACAAAACCUUAUUUAUCAUGAAGUUAAACUGUUAUUAAGAUAUUAACUGGAUGCUGGUGUGAUUUAUUUCAGUUGAGUAGUUGGUGUGAAAGUCAGGUUUCAGAUCAUAAUCACAUGUAUCUUGAUUAUGAUGUCCAGGUUAUUAAUUCAGAAAAACAAAUAAUUCAGCAACAUGAUGUGUUUUCUGUAUUGAUCUGAUUUAGUGCUUAAGUCUGACGGUUUAUUUAUUAACUUAAGUAUGUAAAGUAAUACAAAUUAUACAAGUAGGAACAUUGUGCUCUUUAUAGAAGUUAUAUAAAUCCAAUGUGCCAGAAGUGUUCAAAUAAAUCACCAAUAUGGUGGACACAAAACUCCAAACACAAAAAUAUCAAACCUCAUGACAAAGAAAAUGCAGAAACUUUAAAUAACGAGUAAAUAAGUCACUAAAAAAGAUAAAUAACAGAAUUACCUAAUAUGGCUUCCACGAACUUCAGUUGUCUGGGACUCUGGCAACGAAAUUCACUUGAUUACUAAAUAAUUUUUCUUCUAGUAACUGAAAACUGAAUGUUUAAACUAAUGAGUAACUGGUGCUGAAAGGACGAGGACAUCUAGUGGUGAUGAGAGGAAGUGAAAAAUAAGCAAACCCACAGAUUCAUUAGCUUAUUAAAAUAAUUCUCCUUUUUUCUUGUGAGCAUAGAAACAUAUUUCAUUGCUUUAUUUUCUAGAUUUUUAGCUUUUUUUUUAUUUAACCAACCAUUUUAUUGCUUCUUUGUUUAUAUGUAAUACUAAAUUUUAAUGUGGUACUUUUUAUGUAAUUUUCUUUAAGUGUCAUUUUUGGCCAGAAAUGUUGCUGUUAUUAAAACCUUUCUCUGCCGUGUCGGUGCUCCGCUCUGGAUUACAUCGUCUUUGUUUUGCAUCUGGCUGAACUAAUUCUGGUUACGUUCAUUGCAUUUCUUUUCUUCAGGUCUCAAGGUAACAAAAGUAAAAACAACUUUAAAAAUGUAAAAACUGAAUGUAAUUAUUGAAUAUGCAUUUGUGUUAUGUUUCAUAGGAAAAAACAAAGUGACUGACAAAUCUGUGAGUUUCAUUAGGAAAACUGCCAAAAUUUGUUUUCAUGGCUUUUAAUGCAAUUUACACUUUUUCUUCUUCUUGUGCAGGUUUUAAACUCAGAAUCAAGACAAACAGUAAACCACUCAGAUGUUGAAUCAGUUUAUCUUAUCGUUAUUUAUCAUUCUCCUCAGUUUUCUUUUCAUUUACUUUUUCAAAUGCAGGAUUAUGGAUGGAAUGUGCCAUAAGAUAUGGGAAUGAAAAUAUAAAUUACAUAAACAAGA
Messenger RNA from Xiphophorus hellerii (green swordtail), 2491 nucleotides. RefSeq lists its product as uncharacterized. Gene Ontology annotation, biological process: T cell activation; positive regulation of ERK1 and ERK2 cascade; interleukin-15-mediated signaling pathway. Bases 37 to 1152 code for a protein of 371 amino acids. Gene Ontology annotation, molecular function: protein tyrosine kinase binding; MHC class II protein binding. The transcript has 9 exons. Gene Ontology annotation, cellular component: membrane raft; external side of plasma membrane. The record is from RefSeq and is a predicted model, not a curated record. NCBI's taxonomy places the organism in Eukaryota, Metazoa, Chordata, Actinopteri, Cyprinodontiformes, Poeciliidae.